Rubroshorea leprosula is the source of this 1601-nucleotide messenger RNA. Lineage: Eukaryota; Viridiplantae; Streptophyta; Magnoliopsida; Malvales; Dipterocarpaceae. The record is from the annotation of a GenBank genome assembly.
CAAGUUUCAAAAAAAUUGCAGUGGGCCGACCUCCUCCGUUCAGAUUUCCAAUUCUGCGGGCAUUGGCGGCACGAAAAACACUGUUUUCCGGAAACGAUUACAGACGCAAUUAAUCAAUCAGAUGGUGAAAGGAAGCCAGAACCUACCGGCGGAUGUGAGUCAAGUGAUCGAUCAGCUAGAGCGUCACUGCUUAGCCCCCGAUGGCUCGCUUGUCUCCAAAUCUGCCUACUACGAUCUUCAACUCGCGAGAGAGGAAAUGUCGAGAGAGAGAUUGCGAUACUUGGAAGCAAUGGCAAUUUACUGUGAAGCAAUUGCAAUGGUGGAAGACUAUCAGCAGGCUGUUUCCGUGGCUAAUCUUGGAGGGAUUCGGGAUGUGCAGGGUUUAUACCCCCAACUUGGCUUAAAGAACCCUCCUCAGGUUUAUGAGACUCUAGAGCACAGACUUGUUGUUGCAGAAGCAGCUCAAAGAUUAAGACUUCCACUGAUAUCUAAAGAUGGUGAAAUUCAUGAGGAAGAAAUUGAAAAGUGGAGUAUAAUGUCAAGAAGUUCACUAGAUAGUACCAGUACCAGUCUCACAAUCAGCUCAAGUUCAAACUCGCUAAAUUAUUCAAAUAACGCCGCUGCUGCAACAAGUAGUGCUAGUGAUGCAGUUGAACCAGGAGUUGGUGGCGUACCUAAUCGCUUUCUUGGAAUAACACCUGCUUAUUUAUGGCAAAAUCAGCUUCAGCAUACGUUUUCAAUGGAUAUGACGAACUACCAAUUGUGUCUUGCACGGGAGAUUGAGGCUCGAUUAAAUGCUAAAUGUGACAAGUUAGCAGAUGCCUUUGUUGAUGACAUUGACUCAUCUUCUGGAAAUCAAAGUUCAAGUGCUCAGCUUCCAGAAAGGGUUAAGUUGAUAAUUGAGGAGAUAGAAAGGGAAGAAGCAGCAUUAAGGGAGGACCUAUAUUCUGCAGAUAGGAAAUUUGCUGAAUAUUACAACGUCUUGGAGCAAAUACUUGGAGUGCUCAUUAAGCUUGUCAAAGAUUUGAAAUUGCAACAUCAACAUAAAUAUGAUGAAUUACAAAAGACUUGGUUGUGCAAACGCUGUGAGACUAUGAGUGCAAAAUUGAGGGUUUUGGAGCAUGUUCUCUUGCUUGGAACUUAUACACACGAGUCAAUACCAGCAUUACAUAAAAUAAGAAAUUAUCUCGUUGAGGCUACAGAAGAAGCUUCUGCUGCUUAUAAUAAAGCGAUCACGCGUCUCCGUGAAUACCAAGGUGUGGAUCCACACUUUGACACAAUUGCAAGGCAGUACCAUGAUAUUGUGAAGAAACUGGAGAACAUGCAAUGGACAAUCCACCAAGUUGAGAUGGACCUCAAACGCUUACCAGAUCACCAGAGCUCGUGAGAAUCUGAUUGCCUUUGGUUCUACCUGUUGAAAAUUAUGUAAUUUUAUUGUAAUAGAGUUCAAGAAUUCAAUGCAUGAAUCCCACCCUUUUGAUUGUUUCGCGCCAUAGUGAAUGGAAAUGUCUUGUGUUCCUCGUUCUUUUGGACCAAAAUUCUCAACUUUUUUCACCUUUGAGACUCUCUAUAUGGCCAUAUAAUAUACCACGAAACAUGUU